UGUGACUGAUCAUUAUUUUCAGUACUUUAGUUGCUUCUGUCAUCUCUCUCCGGUUAAAAAUGUUUACCAGGCAGAAGCAACAGUCGCCGGCGCCGCCGGUUUCUCUCUCUAUGUUUAUCUUAUUUAUAGUCAUUUCCGGCUGUGCCAAUGCCGGAAAAUCCCCUCCAGGUCCCAUCAAAACGGUGGUGGUUCUGGUAAUGGAGAAUCGCUCAUUUGACCACAUGCUCGGCUGGAUGAAAUCCUUGAACCCUGAAAUCAAUGGCGUCACAGGAUCUGAAUCCAACCCAACCUCUACUUCCGACCCGAAUUCAUCCCGUGUCUAUUUUCAGAACCAGUCUCAUUACGUUGAUCCCGAUCCGGGCCAUUCUUUCCAGGCCAUUCGGGAACAGAUAUUCGGAUCCAACGACACCUCAGCUAAUCCGCCUCCGAUGAAUGGGUUUGCUCAACAAGCUCUAUCAAUGCAACCAGACAUGCCACAAGCAGUCAUGAAUGGGUUCAAUCCGGAUAAGGUUGCUGUCUACAAAUCUUUGGUGUCUGAAUUCGCAGUGUUCGAUCGGUGGUUCGCUUCUGUUCCGACAUCAACUCAGCCGAAUCGACUCUACGUUCACUCCGGCACAUCGGCCGGCGCCACCACCAACAAACCGAUUCUACUCGCAAGAGGGUAUCCUCAGAAAACGAUUUUUGAAAGCCUGGAUGAAGCCGGUUACUCAUUUGGAAUAUACUAUCAAGAUGUGCCGGCGACUCUGUUCUACAGGAACUUGAGAAAGCUCAAGUAUGUGUUUAAAUUUCAUCAAUACGAUUCGACCUUUAAGAAAGACGCCGCCAAGGGGAAAUUGCCUAAUUAUGCGGUGGUGGAGCAGCAUUACACCGAUACAAAAAAUAAUCCGGCCACCGACGACCAUCCAUCGCACGACGUCUACCGGGGACAAAUGUUGGUGAAGGAGGUGUAUGAAACUCUGAGGGCUAGUCCGCAGUGGAACGAAACCCUUUUGAUAAUCACUUAUGAUGAACACGGCGGUUUCUUUGAUCAUGUUCCUACUCCUGUCCGUGGUGUCCCGAGCCCAGAUGAUAUUGUCGGACCCGAACCCUUUUUCUUCAAAUUCGACCGGUUGGGUGUCCGGGUUCCCACAAUCAUGGUCUCACCUUGGAUCCAAAAAGGAACCGUUGUGCAUGGGCCCAAUGGGAAUCCAUCUGCAACCUCAGAAUACGAGCAUUCAUCAAUCCCAGGAACAAUGAAGAAGAUAUUCAAUCUACCCAACUUUCUCACCAAGAGAGAUUCAUGGGCUGGCACCUUCGAGGGAAUUCUCCAAACAAAGGAGCCAAGAACCGACUGCCCUGUAACAUUGCCGAUGCCAGUGCCGAUAAGACAAACCGAGGCCAACGAGGAAGCGAAGUUAACGGAAUUCCAGCAGGAGUUGGUUCAGCUGGCUGCGGUGUUGAAAGGAGAGAACAUUCUGGGAAGUAUUUCAAAUAAGAUUGAGAAGGAGAUGAAUGUUAAAGAAGGGAAAGUGUAUAUGCAAGAAGCAAUGGAAGGGUUUGUUGAGGCAGGGAUUGCAGCUACUUCAAUGGGAGUUGAUUCUGAACAGAUUGUGCACAUGAGGCCUUCUCUUACCACAAGGCAUUUCAAAACAGUUCAUUAAUUUAAUUACUAUCUAGGUCUAGGACUAUAUCAUAUUACAGGACCUGGUGUAUUAUAAACCUAUCAAAUCAUAGUCAUGAUCAGAUCGUUAAAUAUAUGCAGUAUUACUAAUUCAAUUCAUUUUUUUGCUUUA
Impatiens glandulifera is the source of this 1772-nucleotide messenger RNA. Its product is annotated as non-specific phospholipase C2. Gene Ontology annotation, biological process: phospholipid catabolic process. Gene Ontology annotation, molecular function: hydrolase activity, acting on ester bonds. The transcript is spliced from 4 exons. The record is from RefSeq and is a predicted model, not a curated record. Bases 60 to 1640 code for a protein of 526 amino acids. NCBI's taxonomy places the organism in Eukaryota, Viridiplantae, Streptophyta, Magnoliopsida, Ericales, Balsaminaceae.